Messenger RNA from Maniola jurtina (meadow brown), 5335 nucleotides. RefSeq names its product dual specificity protein phosphatase 22-like. NCBI's taxonomy places the organism in Eukaryota, Metazoa, Arthropoda, Insecta, Lepidoptera, Nymphalidae. Gene Ontology annotation, biological process: protein dephosphorylation. Gene Ontology annotation, molecular function: protein tyrosine/serine/threonine phosphatase activity. The coding region runs from base 428 to 1408 and encodes 326 amino acids. The record is from RefSeq and is a predicted model, not a curated record. Gene Ontology annotation, cellular component: cytosol. The transcript is spliced from 9 exons.
GCCGCCCGGCAGUGGCGCGUCGUCGGCCAGUAGCGAAGCAUGUUUUUUGUGAUGCAAGCAACUCAUUUAUGCCUUCACCGCGAUAAAUACGAUCGAUAACACAAAUCCGCGUGGAAAAAUAAAAACGUUAGCCGUAUCUGUAAAUUCAAUUUUGCGUGCGGUUGCAAUUUAUUGAAUCGAUUCGUACAGUGUCGAUUGAGAUAUCGAUACUUACAUCGCGUGACACCCGGCGUCAACAAUGUAGCCAUAGUGACACAAACUGUUGACGAAUUGACGGAGGUUAAGUGAAAUUGUACGAAAUAAGUUACGAUAAAAUAAUUUUCGAUGUUUAUUUACUUUACGAAUAAUGUUAAAAGUUGAGCGUUUGUUGUUAUUAAAGAGCAUUAUCGAGAAUCUAUUUUAGUAAUACAUUUUUAAAGAAAUCACAAUGGGGAAUGGAAUGAAUAAGGUCUUGCCGGGUCUCUACGUGGGGAACUACAGAGACUCAAAAGACCCUUUACAAUUGGACAAAUACAAAAUAACCCACAUCCUCUCCAUACACGAUUCUGCCAGAAGAAUACACGCUGAUAAACACUACCUCUGCAUCAUGGCGUCCGACUCCCCCGACCAGAAUUUGACGCAGUAUUUCAGCUUGUGCAACGAUUUCAUACACGCGGCGAGGCUGAGGGAUGGCAACGUAUUGAUACAUUGUUUGGCUGGCAUGUCACGGAGCGUGACGGUGGCGGUGGCAUACAUCAUGUCCGUCACCCCUCUGAACUGGCGGGAAGCACUGAAGGUGGUGCGAGCAGGUCGCGCUGUUGCCAACCCCAACCUUGGCUUCCAGAGACAGCUGCAGGACUUCGAGACCUACAAGCUUGUUGAAGAAAGAAGGCGUCUCAAAGAACGGUAUCCAUCCCUGGCCUUAGCAGAUAGCGACAUUGCGGAGUGCAGAGUGAUGCUCGACUCCUACCAGACCAUGCUCAACCAGCGCACCAUUUGCGAAGGGAAAUGCGCAAUGGGCCGCCAGUGUCCCACUGGUGUAUGUAGAACAGGUUCGAAGAGGCAGCCGCGACCUCGACGGCCGUCUACAGCGUCCACUGCGGCGGAACCAGGUGGAUUGAAGAGAUCACCUUCGACUUUGUCCACCGCUUCCACUACGUCUAGUUACCGACCACGAUCAUCGCCGGCCGGACUUUAUAGUUAUACUGGAGUUUCAUCCCGGCCGACGAGAUCAGCAUCGGGGUUGUCAGUAACUCGUGUGUUGGAUCCAGUGGGGGGCGGUUCAGGGAUGGCGGUGGGAGGGAGCGAGUAUUCCCGCCGGCGAGCUGCGUCGGCGCCCACGACGCCUGCGCUGUCGCCUGCGGGCUCGCCGCCUGGGUCACCUCAUAGAACACCACAUAGGUCUCGGGCCGUACAGCGGUGUUCGUAGCACACACAGUCCUCGCCCCAACGUCCAGCCGCUCGACGCCCCGCGCGUCUGACGUCCACCCGCUUUACUAUUAGUUGAGUCCUUGCUGAGUCCAGAUAUGAAGCUGCGUUCAGUGUUGUCAUUUUGGAAGCUAGCGUGAUAACAGAGAAGGAAAAAGUCUCUCAGUGUGUACAAAUACCUAACACUUCUUUAAUAAUUAUUCUAAAGACCCAGGAGUGGUGUUCGUAAUCGACACAGUCUCCGCCCCAACGUCCAGCCGCUCGACGCCCCGAGCGUCUAUCGUCCACCCGCUUUAUAUUAGUUGAGUCCUUGCUGAGUCCAAGCUGUGGUCAGGGUGUCGCCUUCAACUCUAAUGGCAACGAAGAAGGACAGAAGUCUCUCAGUGGAUACAAAUCAUCACUCUAGUACUGUAUUUUAAAACAAACUGUACUGUAUUGUGUAUGUACUGUACUGUAAAAAAGUCCCUCCGCCAAGUUUGUUUACGUUUACGCGCAAAUCUCGGAAUCCACUGAAAGGAUUUUCAUUUGGUUUUCACAAAUGGAAAGACUGAUUUUUCGAAAAGGUUUAGGUAUGUAAACGUUAAGUGUAAAUGUGCUGAAGUAUGAUGAUAAUAAUUGACGAUUAAAUCGCCGAAAAUCUAGCUAACGAGCUUAUCUGGUGAACGCUAUUCAAACCAAUAUGAAAGGUGCCCAUCACUAGCAAUUUAUAACACUUGCAACAAUAAUUACGCAAGUUUCGGAAGUCACUUUCCAAUAAAAACUACGAAUGUAGGUAACUCAGUGUAGGUUUUAUUGCAAGUAGACAAUAAUGGACAUUAUACAUUAGAUUUAUCAAAUAAAUCUAUGCAACUUUGUACUACUAGUGCAAAGCCGAAGCAGGUGGCUUGCAAUUAUUUAUAAAUUGUAGUUGUCUAAAGCGGCCCUCACAAUUCACGAUGUAUGUCUAUUUUUAUUCCAAGAUGAUCGCACACUGCCCCAAGAGUCGCAUUUUCAAGUAAUAAAAAUUACCUGCCUCAGAAAUCGCACCCGGUAUGGCAGACUAGAAGCGCUUGGCCUUGUAUGCGAUCACAUAAUUAAUUUAAUGUAUCCUUGUGCAAGCCUACUUUACGGGGAAAUCUUACAACACACGUUUGCAUAUUAUUACUCAGGCGUUAUACGCAACCUAAACGAAAUUAUACAUUAGGACAUCACAUCGCUAAGGACUGAUUGAUGCUACAGGAGUUGGACUAUAAAGACUUUACCAAAUGCGAUACUUGAGUUUAAGUACCUAAAGGCGUGUUGAAAGCGUGUUGCAAGUAGAUAAUAGAUACCUAGUGUUUCUGAAUAAAGCUAAAGUAAGUGUAUAUUCUAUUGUGCUGGGCUGUGAGGAAGUUUUAGUGUAUAGCUAAAAGUUUUAAAAAAAAUCGUUAAAAACGCGUACCUACCGAUAUUUUGCUGUAAUUUACCGGUAUUUGUGGUUUUUAUUUUAAUAUAUGUAUGUGCCUAAGUUUUAAAACAAAAACUGGCAAAAGUUAUGUUCCUAUAGCAGUCCAAAAACUUAUGUUUCCUGUGCGUAAAUUCAGGUUAGUUAAUUAAAUUGAUGAUAAAAUUAGGAGGGAACAAUUUUUAUUUAGGAACCGAAAAAUUUAAUUUUAUUUAACUAUUGAUCUCUAGUAAGAAAAGGCAUAUUACCAUUAUGGCCACGAUUACAUUGCAUAAACGCGAAACGUUACGAACUUACCAUUUAUUGUUAAAAUAGUGCCCACAUAGGUGCUACGACGACUUCUCGUAGCUACGCUACAGAAGUAUCUCGUAACGCUAUAGUGGCUACGAAUGUACUACAUAGCUACGAAAUAGGCGCUACAUUUUCCGAGAAGCUACGGUAAAAUCUCGUAGCUUAAGCAAAGCUAUAUUAAAAUUACCUAAUAUUGUUGCAUUAGACGCUAAGAAACUUCUUGCAACGAAAUAAUUACUACAAAAGACUAAAGGCAUAGCUCAUCUGGGUUCACUAGUGACAACGCGGCGCCCACUGGUGGAGCAGUUGUAGACGAGUGGACGCUGAACGACGAGGUGGUGCUGGUCGGGUGCCGGGUGGAUCUAGUGAGCUAUGACCUUGAAACGUUACAGUACCUGCGUAAUAAAACCAUUAGAACGGUACGAAACUAAUAAUUGUGUCUGUCACUUCUGUCAUUGUAUAAACCAAGAGCUGGUUUAUUCAAACUUAAAACGACAGUGAAUUUUUAAGCGAACCCUGUGAUGGUGAAGAGUUUAAAAUAAUGUUAAGAAUGUUUCAAAUUAUUAGUUCUAAGGGCUAAAAAUACGCCCAAGGCGCAUCGCUCACCGGACAAAGUAGAGGCGGGCGCCACUCGCGCAGGCUAGGGUAUAAAAAUCUGCAAAAAAAGGUUCCCUCGCUGCACAAUGGCAAAAACAAUGCAAUAGAUAGAAAACUUACAGGCACCUGCAAUACAUCAACAAUUGACGCAUAGGUACAUCGAUAUAGGUAAUAUUUCCGCUUGUUCAAAUUGAUCACUUGAUCAUUCUUCCGAAAAAAAAACAGCUGUUGCGGUAAAAGUCGAGUUUUAUGGAACCAUCGUGUCUUUCCACGCAUCUAUGCUGCUUCGUUUCCGCCUCAACUUUGCAGUGCGCGAUGAGCUUUAAGUCGUAUGCUAUAAUAUUAUUUGAAGUAAAUGCGAUGGUAAUAUACUUAAUAUGUAUUUAUAAGACAGCUGAUACGCACAGAUUGGCUGCGUAACAAAUAAAUUCUAAAAUAUUUUAAAUAUUUAAGUUUAUAAAAGUUAAGUGCUAGGCAGUUUGAAGCAAAGAUGAAUAGUUGUUAAGCGUCUGGCUGGAACAGACGAAGGUUAAAGUGAAACUUUUAUAUUGGUAAAUAAAUGUGUGAGAGGGGACUAUGUCAGCAAAAAUCUUGAUUCCAAGAGUGUCUAACUAUAAAAACUUUUAAAAUUAUUAGUUUUUCUAAUCUCUCAAAUACUUACUUAAGCUAAUUAACUAUAACCUAAUGUAUAUUUCUAUAUAAAAUAAAUUAUCUAAAGCUAAAGGUACCUUUAGGGGCUGCCUUCGAAUUCUUUAUAAUUUAAUAACAACUAAUAUUUUGCUGGUGAGUUCUUUAUUUUAUGUAGAUAAUUAACUUAAUGGAUUUUUUAUGACAAAAUGUGCCUAUACUUAAUUCCUAUAUUAUCUGCAUGCUACGAUAGCUUUAAGUUAUUUUCUUGUACCUUUCUAGGUUGUGCUAAAAGAGGAACAAAGUGCAACGAUUCCCUCACUACUUACCUUCUCUUUGCUCAAUUAUAGUUACCAGAUUAUUUUGUUAAGGUAAUUAAUCACGGCAGUUAUUUGUGUAAUCUAACUUAAGAAAAUGUGAGCCCAAGUAGGUUACUUAGAUACCCAUAACCCAAUACGAUACCUGAAAACCAAUGAGGAGCUGGAGAACAAAACGGUGUAAUUGACCUGAAAAAAAAAACAUUACAGGAGCAAAAACUCAAUGAAAGCUGCUGAAAUUUUGUACCUAUGAAGGUACAGUUUUGAUCGAAAUCACGAACUUUGGACUCAAUUUUAGUAGAUGCAGUUUUACGCCGUUUUGCUUGGAAAUGAGUAAAAGUAAAAGGGAAGCUUGUAUUCAGUGUUCGAAAUCAUUAACUUUGUACUCAAUAUCAUACAGUUUUAUUUGCUUAAAAAUAAGUUCAGAUAUUUUAUAGUCAUCAUCCUAAAGCUUCAGCAUAAAAUAACUGCAUCAGAUUUGUAUAGUACAACUAGUAGCUAUCGUGAUAUAACUCUCUACAAUGCAAAGUGACGGUCUUACCACAAAAAUCAAACAAACGUUAAACGCGUGUUUAUUUUAAAUCUGACAUAAUAUUACAUCUAUUUAAUCAUCAGUUAAGUAUUUGUUAAAUUUUUGUGGCAAGACCGUAAAGGUCGUCACUGACUUUUAUUU